This is a messenger RNA of Mya arenaria, 1032 nucleotides long. RefSeq names its product S-antigen protein-like. Lineage: Eukaryota; Metazoa; Mollusca; Bivalvia; Myida; Myidae. The transcript has a single exon. Bases 1 to 1032 code for a protein of 343 amino acids. The record is from RefSeq and is a predicted model, not a curated record.
AUGGGGGUAAAUGAUGGGGUAAAGUAUGCGGUAAAGGAUGGGGUAAAUGAUGGGGUAAAGUAUGCGGUAAAGGAUGGGGUAAAGGAUAGGGUAAAGGAUGGGGUAAAGUAUGGGGUAAAGGAUGGGGUUAAGGAUGGGGUAAAGGAUGGGGUAAAGGAUGGGGUAAAGUAUGGGGUAAAGGAUGGGGUAAAGUAUGCGGUAAAGGAUGGGGUAAAGGAUGGGGUAAAGGAUAGGGUAAAGGAUGGGGUAAAGGAUGGGGUAAAGGAUAGGGUAAAGGAUGGGGUAAAGGAUGGGGUAAAGGAUGGGGUAAAGGAUGGGGUAAAGGAUGGGGUAAAUGAUGGGGUAAAGUAUGCGGUAAAGGAUGGGGUAAAGGAUAGGGUAAAGGAUGGGGUAAAGGAUGGGGUAAAUGAUGGGGUAAAGUAUGCGGUAAAGGAUGGGGUAAAGGAUAGGGUAAAGGAUGGGGUAAAGGAUGGGGUAAAAGAUGGGGUAAAGGAUGGGAUAAAGUAUGGGGUAAAGGAUGGGGUAAAGGAUGGGGUAAAGUAUGGGGUAAAGGAUGGGGUAAAGGAUGGGGUAAAGGAUGGGGUAAAGGAUGGGGUAAAGGAUGGGGUAAAGUAUGGGGUAAAGGAUGGGGUAAAGGAUGGGGUAAAGUAUGGGGUAAAGGAUGAGGUAAAGGAUGGGGUAAAGGAUGGGGUAAAGGAUGGGGUAAAGUAUGCGGUAAAGGAUGGGGUAAAGGAUGGGGUAAAGGAUGGGGUAAAGGAUGGGGUAAAGGAUGGGGUAAAGUAUGGGGUAAAGGAUGGGGUAAAGUAUGGGGUAAAGGAUGGGGUAAAGGAUGGGGUAAAGUAUGGGGUAAAGGAUGGGGUAAAGUAUGGGGUAAAGGAUGGGGUAAAGGAUGGGGUAAAGGAUGGGGUAAAGUAUGGAGUAAAGGAUGGGGUAAAGGAUGGGGUAAAGGAUGGGGUAAAGUAUGAUUGUUAUGUGUGUUGUCGUUUUGAUGUAGAAAAUCCACUUGGAAUGGAAUUCAGACGGUGCGAAUAA